Molecule: messenger RNA, 2888 nt
Organism: Misgurnus anguillicaudatus (oriental weatherfish)
Lineage: Eukaryota; Metazoa; Chordata; Actinopteri; Cypriniformes; Cobitidae
Source: RefSeq, a predicted model, not a curated record
ACUAAAGAAAGAAAGAAAGAGCGCGCGUGUGAUGUGUUUGUGUAUCAUCAGUGUUUUUCUCUCUUGCGUGUUUCAUUGAGUGUAAACAGAGUCUUGUCUCUGUGUAUUUAAGCGAAAUUUAAGCAAAAAUCUAUCAGCUGAAGAAAGAGGCGGCGUUACUGGAGACAAAGCUGAGGUCAGGAGGAGAUUUAGGAAUGAAACGAGAGGUUUGUACAGCUUAAACAUCAUUUACCUGAAUCAGACAACAUCAAAUCAUUCCAUGGAUCAAACCUCCACAGAGUCUCUGGAUUCUGUCUGUAACGCUGGAGAACAGCAGCAGAUCCUGAAGACCAAACUGAAGAUGUGUUCAGUUAAACUCAUCGACUGCACGAACCUCAUGAUGAAGAUUAAAACUGAACCCACAGAAAUGAAAACUGAACCCACAGAAAUCAAAACUGAACCCACAGAAAUCAAAACUGAACCCAGAGAAAUGAAAACUGAACCCAGAGAAAUGAAAACUGAACCCAGAGAAAUGAAAACUGAACCCACAGAAAUGAAAACUGAACCCACAGAAAUGAAAACUGAACCCACAGAAAUGAAAACUGAACCCACAGAAAUGAAAACUGAACCCACAGAAAUCAAAACUGAACCCACAGAAAUCAAAACUGAACCCACAGAAGAGAAAGAUCCCACUGAUGAAGAUGAUGAUUUUAUUCCAUCAGAUGUGAUGAGUGAUGCAUGUUUGGAUAUAGAAAUAACGUCCUCAACAUCAAAAGAGCGACUGACAGCACAAACUCUUUCCUGCAUCACCUGUGGAAAGACAUUCAGCUCACAGAGACUUUUAGAGAGACAUGAGAGAAAACACACAGAACAGAAACUCUUCACCAGAUCUGAGAUCAGCUUUACUACCUUACAAGAGAAGAAACUUCAUUCAGAAGAGCACAGAGAGAAGAAGAAGCAGUUUCACUGUGAGCAGUGUGGGAGGAUUUGUGUCUCUUCCUAUAAACUAAAUGUUCACAUGAGGACACACAGUGAUGAAAAGGCUUUCAACUGCACUGAAUGUGGAAAAUACUUCAGAACCAAAUCCAAACUUCAAGUUCAUCAGACAGUUCACACAGGAGAAAAACCUUACAAAUGCUCUCAGUGUGACAAGACGUUUGCUCAGUCAAGUUACUUACAAGCCCAUCAGAGACUUCAUACUGGAGAGAAACCUUACAUCUGCUCUCAAUGUGGAAAGAGCUUCUCCAAGUCAUCUAAUUUAAGAGUUCACGAGAGAGUUCAUACUGGAGAGAAACCUUUUCACUGUAGUGUCUGUGGGAAGAGUUUUAGUCUAAAGCAUAACUUACUUAAUCACCAGAGAAUUCAUACAGGUGAAAAACCUUACAAAUGCUCUCAGUGUGACAAGACAUUUGCUUCUUCAGGUCACUUCAAAUACCAUCAGAGACUUCAUACUGGAAAGAAACCUCAUCACUGUAGUGUCUGUGGGAAGAGUUUUUCUAAUUCAUCUCAUUUAAGAGUUCAUGAAAGAAUUCAUACUGGAGAGAAACCUCAUCUCUGUAGUCUCUGUGGGAAGAGUUUUACUCAAGGGUCUACAUUACUAUAUCACAUGAGAAUACAUACAGGUGAAAAACCUUUCAAAUGCUCUCAGUGUGACAUGACAUUUGCUCAGUCAAGUCACUUACAAGCCCAUCAGAGAGUUCAUACUGGAGAGAAACUUUAACACUGUAAUGUUUUUGGGAAGAGUUAAUCAACAGUCAAACUUUGUUAGCAUAAGUGACCUUACUAAGGCUAUGACACCAAAAACUUGUAACGUAUAAAGUUUUAAAUAUUGUUAAAAACAAGUUGAUAGUAAAAUAAGAACAAAUAAUCAAAUGAUGAGCAAUAUUGUUGAUAAAUACAACAGAACAAACAUACAAAUGAAAUAAAACGGUGCUGGUCAGGUUUUCAGAUUGAUCUAACAGUACUGUAUUAUGGAGGAUGAAAAAUGACAUAAAGGUCUAAUAUUUUAAAGCUUUCUAGAGUUUUAUUUUAGGUUAUGAUGUCCUUACCGUGGGUUCACACCAGCCGCGUUUGAGGCGUCAAAUUCGUAUCUACCGUCUAGUUUCCCGCUUGAACAUUUUGAGUUUACUUGCUUAAUUCACGUGUGAAAUUCUAGUUAACGAGACAUUCACGCGAAAAUUCACGUCAUGGGAGGGGCUUCUGCGGCUCCGCUCGCUUUCUGUAGUCACGUCACUACUAGAGCAAGCUCCUGAUUGGUUAACGUGGCACGUUUUUCUGCCAAAGUUCAAAUUUUUCAACUCGCGCAUUUCAACGCUCAAUUUGCGUCAUUCGCAUGAACGCGGUGGAAUUGCGUCUACCGCGCGCACUACACGCGUCAUUCACGCCGCGAGACCUUUACAUUGACUUAACAUUGAAAUCACUCGUGUUGACGCCUCAACAGCGGCUGGUGUGAAUGCUGCAUUAAAGGGAUAGUUAACACAAAAAUGAAAUUUCUGUCAUCAUUUACUCACUCUCAUGUUGUUACAAACCUGUAUAAAUUUCUUUGUUCUGAUGAACAUGAAGGAAGAUAUUUUGAGAAAAGUUUUAAAUCAAGCCACUUGUGAGCCCCAUUCACUUCCAUAGUAUUGUAUUUUUUCAUACUAUGAAAGUUUUGUUUUUGACAUUGGUUUUAUGAGUGAAAUACACAGUUGACAUAAUGUUACUCAUAGAAGUACACUAAAUGUUAGUUUCUGUUCACUAAAUGUUAGGUUAGUAAACCAAGAGACGAAAAGGUUUUAAUCUUACCAUGUUUAAUUAAAACAACAGCAGCUGGUAAAUAAACCAACAGGGCCGGUGUCUGAAACUUAAAGGGAUAGUUCACUUUAAAAUUAAAAUUCUGUCAUCAUUUACUUAUCCUCAUGUUGUUCUAA